ACGAGCUGGAAUCUGAAGACAGACUGAGUGAAGAUGAAAAUCUAGAAGGUCUGUUCCGAAGACCCUGUAAACGUCAGAGUGGGCGACCCGGAUGUAAGGGAUUUGUUAAAGAACCAUUUCGCACACCAGCCAAGCGUGGAUACGAAUCGCCAAUACUCCGAGGUGAUUAUCUUAAGAAAGAAUAGAAUAAAGAAGAAAAUUCAAUAUACUACUUUGUUACGACUAUAUUCAAAUUUUCAAAUUUUCUUUACGUUUCCAAUCGGCGAACAAACUUAAAAGGUUUAUUUAGUGUUUUAACUGCAAAAUAAUGCUAAAAUGGAGAUAUUUCAGACGGUAAUCCAAAGAAACAAUUUUGUCUGCAGUUUAGCAAAAUUUUCGCCGUACAUAUGACAUCAAAUUUCGAGAAUCAUUGAUACUUUUUAAAUAUUAUUUUAUGUUUCUCUACUGGCAGAUGCAUUUAUAUAUGUUAAUUUUGAAUGCUUCUCAUCGCAAAUAUGCGACAUAGAAACAUGUCCUCAUAAAAAUCAUGACGGUAUUAAUUUUUAGGGAUUUGUAGAUUUCUUGCAGUUCGUAAUAGAAAGGAUAAUUUUAUAAUAACAGUCAUGCCGUUUACUAUUAAGCAAAUAAUCCAUUAAGUACAAUGUGCAAAUAGUUCUAACUUUGUAGGUUUAUUGUAGUGCGUAGCGUUCAUCAGUAAAGCUUGAACGAUAAUUUUUACAUUUUUAUAAUGGCUACGUAUACGACAUUGAGUGUAUAUAAUCAAUGAAGCUUUAUGUAUACAACUGCUGGAACGAUUUUGUAUAUGUGCAGGUUAACAACUAUAAAGCCUGUAUAAUUAUACAUUAAAUAUUCAGUUCAGGAGAUAUUGAGAUAACUGUUGUCCCCUUUUAAUUUAUUUUAAAACCUUUCUUGACAUAGAAGAGAUGGAAUCUGAAGGCAGAGUGAGUGAAGAUGAAAAUGUAGAAGGUCUGUUCAGAAGACCCUGUAAACGUCAGAGUGGCCGACCCGGAUGUACCGGAUUUGUUAAAGAAUCAUCUCGCGUACCUGUCAAGCGUGAAUACAAAUCGCCAAUAUUCCGAGGUGAUUAUCUUUAAAAGAGGAUGAAAUAAAGAAGAGAAUUCAGAAUGAAAUCCAAUUUCAGCUAAGACUCAACAUCGUUUAAGUUUUCGAAGACUGAUUCUAUAAGGAGAUUUUUUAUCUAUUAACUAACAAAAAUAUAAAAUACUACUUCGUUAGGACUACAUUCAAAUUUCCAAAUUUUCUUUACGUUUUCAAUCGGCAAACAAACUUAAAAGGUUUGUUUAGUGUUUUAUCUGGAAAAUAAUGCUGAAAUGGAGAGAUUUUAGACGGUAAUCCAAAGAGAAAAUUAUGUCUGCAGUUCAGUAAAAAUUUUGCCGUAAAUAUGACGUCAAAUGUCGAGAAUCAUUGAUACUUUUCAAUUAAAUAUUAUUUUAUGUUUCUGAACUGGCAGAUGCAUUUAUUAUAAGAAGGUAACUAACUGAAUAAACUAGAAAAUGAAUCUAAAACAAAGUAAUUUUGGGAAUUGCAACAAAAAUAUUUUAUGUUGUGAAUGCUUUUUAUCGCAAAUAUGCGACAUAGAAACAUGUCCUCGCAAAAAUCAUGACGGUAUUAAUUUUUAUAGGGAUUUGUAGAUUUCUUGCAGUUCGUAAUAGAAAGGAUAAUUUUAUAAUAACAGUCAUGCCGUUCACUAUUAAGCAAAUAAUCCAUUAAGUUCAAUAUGCAAAUAGUUCUAGCUUUGUAGGUUUAUUGUAGUGUUAUAGCGUUUAUAAAGCUUGGACGAUAGUUUUUAAGGAUAAUUUUAUAAUAACAGUCAUGCCGUUUACUAUUAAGCAAAUAAUCCAUUAAGUUCAAUAUGCAAAUACAGUCAAUGAAGCUUUAUGUAUACAACUGGGUUAGGUUAUCAAAUUAGGUUAACAAAUAUAAAGCCUGUAUAUACAUUAAAUCUUUCAGGAGAUAUUGAAAUAACUGUCGUCCCCUUUUGCUUUUAAAACCUUUCUUGACAUAGAAGAGAUGAAAUCUGAAGACACAGUAAGUGAAGAUGAAAAUGUAGAAGUUCUGUUCAGAAGACCAAGUAAACGUCAGUGCGAACCACCAUAUUGUCUCGGAUUUGUUAAAGGACCAUCUCGCGUGCCAGCCAAGCGUGAAUACAAAUCGCCAAUAUUCCGAGGUGAUUAUCUUUAA
Messenger RNA from Paramuricea clavata, 2202 nucleotides. The record is from the annotation of a GenBank genome assembly. Lineage: Eukaryota; Metazoa; Cnidaria; Anthozoa; Malacalcyonacea; Plexauridae.